AUGGCAUCGACCAGGGAGACGGACAAUAUGAAGCCUGAUGCUGUGCCUGUGCGUGAGAAGGCGGAAAGCGUGGCUUCUGAUAGCGACAACAGUAUCGACAAGCACACCGCAACGCCCAAGGCCAACAACGAGGAUGCGCAAGAGGCCAAGAAGGAUGGUCCGCCUGCUGGUGCACCUCCUCGAGGCGGUCCUGGAGGGCCUCCCCCUCCGCCCGGAGGCUAUCCAGGCAUGAAAGAAACAGUCAUGGUCAUGAGCGCUCUGCUACUGGCAAUCUUCCUCAUGGCGCUGGAUCGAACAAUCAUUGCAACUGCAGUACCACAGAUUACGAACGAGUUCAACAGUCUGGAUGACAUUGGCUGGUAAGGAAGUCCACAACUCGGAACCCAACCGCAAGCUAAGCUGAUACACCUUCUUCCUUAGGUAUGGAAGCGCCUUCAUGCUCACAGCCUGCGCCUUCCAACUUCUCCUCGGAAGAAUCUACACCUUCUUCUCGCCCAAAUACGUCUUCUUGACCAUCAUCUUCAUCUUCGAGAUUGGGUCUGCGAUCUGUGGUGCUGCGCCCAAUUCGAUUGCCUUCAUCAUUGGAAGAGCCAUUGCGGGAGCUGGAAGCGCCGGUAUCAUGUCUGGCGCUAUUGUUCUCAUGCUCAAUACCGUUCCGCUGCAGAAGAGACCCAUGUAUCAGGGCUUCUUUGGUGCUUGCUUUGGCAUUUCGAGCGUCAUUGGGCCUUUGAUGGGUGGUGCUUUUACUACCAAUGUUACCUGGAGAUGGUGAGUACUCAAUCCCAGUGGUCGUGAUAUGUUUGCUAACCUCUCUUUGAAGGUGCUUCUACAUCAACCUUCCCAUUGGCGGCGUUGCCAUGGCCAUCAUCGCUUUCAUCCUCAAGCCCAUGCCUCCGGUACGCAAAGGCUUGACGCUCGGCCAAAUGCUCCUGAACCUCGACUUGCUCGGCGAAUUCUUCUUCAUGCCCUCUAUCGUCUGCCUGCUCCUUGCUCUCCAAUGGGGCGGAAGCACCUACGCCUGGUCCGACGGCCGCAUCAUCGCCCUCUUCAUCGUCUUCGGCGCAAGCUUCAUCGCCUUCAUCCUAGUUCAAGUCUUCAUGCAAAAGACCGCCACGAUCCCGGCUUCCAUCAUCAAGAACCGCAACAUUGUCUCUGGCAUGUGGUUCACGCUCUUCCUUGCCUCUUCCAUGACUACCAUGGUCUAUUUCAUCCCCAUCUGGUUCCAAGCCGUCAAGGGCACCUCGGCCGUGAAGUCUGGAAUCGACACCAUCCCGCUCGUCCUCUCCCUCGUACUGGGAAGCAUUUCCGCUGGUCAGCUCGUUAGCAGGAUCGGAUACUAUACCCCUUUCGCCAUGCUCAGUUCGAUCUUCAUGCCCAUCGGAACCGGUCUCAUCACGACAUGGCAGGUCUCCACGGGAAGCGGAAUGUGGAUCGGCUAUCAAAUCCUCUUCGGUUUCGGCAUCGGAGUAGGGAUGCAACAAGGUUCCAUCGCCGCGCAGACCGUUCUGAACGGAAAAGAUAUCCCCACGGGCGUCGCGCUCAUGUUCUUCUGCCAGCAAUUCGGGGGUGCAAUAUUCGUUUCCGUCGGUCAGAAUCUCCUGUCUACGCGGUUGGUUUCGGGGCUAGCUGGGAUCAUCGAUUCCAGCCAGAUUGUCAAUACGGGAGCGACGGAGUUGAGGAAAUUGGUUCCUGCACAGGAGUUGGACACGGUGUUGGAGGUGUAUAAUGGGGCUUUGAGGAGGGUUUUCAUUAUGGCUUGUAUCUUGGCUUGCUUCACGGCGCUGGGCUCCUUCACUCUGCAGUUCAAGACUGUGAAGAAGGGGGGACCUGGAGGACCGCCUCCUCCUGGGAAGGGUGCGGCGGGUCCUCCUCCUGAGAAGGUGGAACAGAAGGUAUAG
Lecanosticta acicola is the source of this 1898-nucleotide messenger RNA. Lineage: Eukaryota; Fungi; Ascomycota; Dothideomycetes; Mycosphaerellales; Mycosphaerellaceae. The record is from the annotation of a GenBank genome assembly.